Molecule: messenger RNA, 1854 nt
Organism: Morus notabilis
Lineage: Eukaryota; Viridiplantae; Streptophyta; Magnoliopsida; Rosales; Moraceae
Product: transcription factor BIM2
Exons: 7
Coding region: 326-1327 (333 amino acids)
Biological process (GO): DNA-templated transcription
Molecular function (GO): protein dimerization activity; DNA-binding transcription factor activity
Source: RefSeq, a predicted model, not a curated record
UUGAGAUCCUCACGGGAAGCACAUGAGCUGACGGGCAUAGCAUUCCUAUCUACCACUGGCAAAACGAGUCACGGUGACUCACUACUCACAAGUUCACAAGGCAUCUGACGCAGACACAGAGAGAGAGAGAGAGAGCAAUAGAAGAAAAGCUGCCAAACUCUUAACUAACAACACUGCUGCUCGGCCAACCCGAGAGUGAAAUACCCACCAAAAAGUUUUCGCUUUUUUUUUUUUUCCCCUCCUCAAAUCUCUUGUUCCGUUUUCUUCGGUGUUCCUCUUCUGGGUAUUUCAGAUUUCCCUCUGGGACGUCAAAAUUUGGGUUCAGAUGAGAAAUCCGGCGAAAGGUAGCCACGAAGAGGAAGACUACGAGGAGGAUGAUUUUGGGUCCAGAAAAGAGGGGCCUUCUUCCAAUACCAACAACUCCAACAGUAAAGAUGCUAAGAAUAAUGAUAAGGCUAAUGCCAUACGAUCAAAACAUUCAGUGACAGAACAGAGAAGGAGGAGCAAGAUCAAUGAGAGAUUCCAGAUUCUGAGAGAUCUUGUACCGCAUAGUGAUCAGAAGAGAGAUACAGCAUCAUUCCUAUUAGAGGUGAUCGAGUAUGUUCAGUAUUUACAGGAAAAGGUACAAAAGUAUGAUGGUUCAUACCCAGGAUGGAAUUCAGAGCCCAUGAAGUUGAUACCUUGGAGAAACAGUCACUGGCGUGUUCAGAGUUUUGCCGGUCAUCCUCAAGCCAUAAAGAAUGGGCCAGGGUCUGCAUUUCCAGGAAAAUUUGAUGAGAAUAACAUCUCAAUUGCACCAACCAUGAUAACAAGCACACAAAGUCCAGUUGAAUCUGACCCUAGCAGGGAUGUCCCUAGCAAGGCCUUGGAGUGUCAGCCUGAGAUGGCUAACAAGGGGAUUCCUGUACCAAUGCCCCAGUCAGCGAGUUUGUCUGGCCCCACAAGAAGUGAUGCUGUGCUUGCACAUCCUCUUCAGGUAUCGGUUUCUGAUUCACAAUCAACUCAAUGCGCAACGACAAGCGAUGCGCAGAACCAACAGGAGGAGCUCAUGAUUGAAGGGGGAACAAUUAGCAUCACGAGUUCUUACUCUCAAGGAUUACUAAACACUGUUGCUCAAGCAUUGCAAAAUGCGGGCUUGGAUCUGUCGCAGGCAGGCAUCUCAGUGCAGAUUGAUCUUGGCAAGCGCGCAAAUAGAGCUCUUUCGUCCGGGACGUCCAUCUCUAAGGAUUAUGAAAAUCCGCCUUCUAGCAAUCAAACAAUGAUACAUCAGAGAGACACUGGUGGGCGGGAGGAUUCCGAUCAAGCUCAAAAGCGGUUCAAGACAUGAUGAGCAGUUUCCGAUGGUGUUUUCGAUCUCCUGUUGGUGGGUGCUCUUGCCUGUAUUUUGGUUGUAGAGUACAUAAAUGUUUCUGAAUGUAUCAAAAAGAGCCUUUUACAGGUUAAUUUCCUGGUAAAUAAGUUGGUUCUUCAUGUUUGGUGCAUCUGUUAGGCACUAAAGUCAUUUUUAUUCCCAUGCAACUCCAGUUGCUUUCUUCUUCAAUAUUAAUUUAUGUUAAUGUUUGCUUUCUUAUAUUGUUUAAGGGAUAUAAAGGUGCACAAACUUUAAACCAACCACGCAUGCAAUGAGAUAGUCCUGUAUACAGGAUGCGAUUUUAAAAGCAUCCACUGAAGAAUAAAGAAAAUUUUUUUUUUUUGAAUCGGAGGACUUCUGACCAAAAUUUGUUUCCGCUAAAAUGUACACCAAACGCUUUCGGCUUGCACCAAAAUAGCAAGAAAGUUAAUGAUCUGCAGUAUGGAAUGUGGUAAACAAAGAAAACGCAGAUAACCACUUGGAACGAAUAAAAAAAAAGAAAA